Molecule: messenger RNA, 2177 nt
Organism: Cornus florida
Lineage: Eukaryota; Viridiplantae; Streptophyta; Magnoliopsida; Cornales; Cornaceae
Product: protein GAMETE EXPRESSED 1
Exons: 6
Coding region: 96-1955 (619 amino acids)
Source: RefSeq, a predicted model, not a curated record
UGUAAAGCGUACUACAUAUAUUGAAGGCAUAAUUAUACAUUAUCUUUGGAAGAAUAACAACAUAGAAAUAGUUUUGUCUCUCUAAUGUAUGUUUAAUGUUAUUGGUAAUUGAACAGAUUGGCUACAUAACAGUCAGUAAGGCAACACAAAUGGGUCAUCUUCGUCUUUUGUUCUUGUGGAUUUUAGUCUUGUUUUCGCAAUCCGGCCAGUCAUGGGGAUGGGGAUGGGCGUUUUCUUCAAAAGAGAGUGAUUCAUUCAAGAACCCUCCAGAGAACGCACAGAUUUAUACAGAUGCAGUAGCUGAAUUCUCCAUGGAACCUCUCACCAGCCGGAAGGCGAAAGAGCUGGUUGAGAAGGCGGAAACAAUGUCGGUAGGGCUGAGUUCCUGUCGCCGAACUGCUUAUCAAAGGCUCUUUGCCAGUUGUUCAGAUAUUCUUGCUGAUCAAGAGAAGCAGUCUAGGUUAGCUUGGCAUCUCAGCGAUUGCUUUCAAAAGGACACCGGGAGGCCUCCUUUUCCUUACUGUGACACAAAGUCUAGAAUGGUCAACUGCCUUGAGCACUUGAAUGGGGAUGCACAUAAGGUUUAUCUUGAAUUCUAUCUAGAGACCAACUCCAUCUGCCAUCAGUUACAGGCCGGUGCAUUUAAGCAUGAAACAGAGAGAUUGGUAAAUGAACUAAAAAAAUCUGCCCAAUUUGCGGAAGAUAAAUUAGAGAACAUAGAGGAGAAAGCAGAGCAUCUAUUGCAGAGUUCAGAUAAUAUCCAGAAUUCUUUGGAUUCCAUUGAUCUUCUUACCCAACAAGUGACUCAAAGUUCAAAGAAUGUAGAAGAUCAUGUUAGUACUGUAUUGAAGCAUUCAGAAGCUGUUUAUAAGCAAUCUGAGGGAAUUGCAGCUGCUCAAACAAAGCUGAGUGAAGGGCAAGAAAUAAUGAGAGAAAAAUUGGAUGAAGGAAUGUCAAUGCUUCAUGAUUCUUACGAUAAUUUGGGUCGAGAAAUAGACAACUUAAAGAACGAAACAGUUGAAAUUGAGAAGGAGAUUGGUAGAGUUGGAGAUCAAAUGUCUUCGAAGAUGAAAACUCUGGAAAGUAAGGCUGAUGACAUUGGAGCAAUGGCAGGGAGUUCCUUGGAGAAGCAAAAACAACUUCUAGAUGGGCAGUCUGUAGCUCUUGAGGGUCUUGAGUCUCUCACUAAAUUUCAGUCUGAAGCACUUGAAGAGAGCAGGGGAACCUUGCAAUGGUUGGCUGAAUUUGGGCAUAGACAACAAGAGGAGCUUCUUCGACGUCAACAACAGCUUCAACGAGCCCAUGAUCACCUGGUUGAAAAUACAAAGUCGAUGCUGGCAGCUCAGGAAGCUUUUGAAAGCAAGCAAGCAAGCAUGUUUGUUACCAUAGAAAAGAUCUUAGCUUUGCUCAAUACUAUGUUGCUCGAAUCACGAUUCUUCAGAGCUUUGUUCGUGUACUCUAUAUCAAUCUUUAUCCUUUACGUGUUCACUAGUACAAAGCAAACAUACAAUGUGAGACCUAGGCUUUAUAUAGGUCUAUGUGCUACAUUCGCGAUUGAACUCGCAAUCCUCCGGUAUGCAACAUAUGGUAUUGAACGACAGACAUGGAUGGUAAGUCUGGUCCGGUUACUCUUUGUGCUUCUUGCAUCAGUCCAGCUUCUACAUGCCAUUUAUACAUACAGGGACUAUGAAGCGUUGAACCAUCAGAUGCUACGAACACUAAUUGAGAAGGUUAAUGACAUGCAAAGUAAAAGAGAUGAGUUGUGGGACGUGGAUAGCGAUGUGAGCUGGUCUUCGUGGAUCGAUACCGAGUUACCAGAAGACAUGAACAUUGUUGAAGACCCUGAUUAUUUACUUCCUGACUAUUUACUUCCAGAGGAAGUGAGAGAGAAUUCGGUUGCAACUAGUUUAAUUACAAGAAGAUAUGAUCUCCGGCCUCGUCGUCAUAAUUUGUAGCUUAUACCUCAAAGUUUUGGUUUCUUCAUUUAUAUGUUAUCUAUAUUCACUUCCAAUAAUCAAUUUUCACUUAGAAGGACAGUUAAUUUUAAGAAAUCUCAGCCUUCUCCUCGUAACAACUAAUAUACCUUUACGUAAAAUUGUGUUAUGUUUUGAUUAUUUUUUUGAAUUACGAAUGUUGUUUUAUUGUAAAGGAAACGGAUCCUCUCCAAGUCAUUUUGU